Messenger RNA from Cavenderia fasciculata, 588 nucleotides. It is a transcript of the gene aprt, whose product is annotated as adenine phosphoribosyltransferase. Gene Ontology annotation, cellular component: cytoplasm. NCBI's taxonomy places the organism in Eukaryota, Evosea, Eumycetozoa, Acytosteliales, Cavenderiaceae. Gene Ontology annotation, molecular function: AMP binding; adenine binding; adenine phosphoribosyltransferase activity. The record is from RefSeq and is a predicted model, not a curated record. The coding region runs from base 1 to 588 and encodes 195 amino acids. The transcript is spliced from 2 exons. Gene Ontology annotation, biological process: AMP salvage; adenine salvage.
AUGGAGGGAUAUGAAAGAGCAAGAUCUUCUGCAGAACAAGCUGUUGUGAGACGUUCAAAAGUCUUUAAUGACUUUCCAUCAAAAGGUGUAUCCUUUUUAGAUAUCACUCCAUUGUUUUUAAACUAUCAAGAUUUUGAUGUUUUAUUAUCAUAUUGGCAACAAAAAUUCCAAGAUGUUGAAUUGGUAGUUGGAUUAGAAGCACGUGGAUUCAUUCUUGCAACUGCUAUUGCUCAAAAACUUCAAAAGGGAGUUGUCUUGUUAAGAAAGAAGGGUAAACUCCCAGGAACUGUCCUCUCUGAGACCUACUCAAAGGAGUAUGGAAAAGACGAAUUUGAAAUCCAAGAGGAUAUCUUUUCCCAUGCCCCACUUCCAAAGAAUCUUCACAUUUUGGUGGUAGACGAUGUCCUUGCCACCGGUGGAACUCUAUGCGCCUCUAUAGAAUUGGUAAAGAAAGCACUUGCCAAGAACAAUAUCAAGCAAUACAAAAUAUCAACUUGUGUUGUCUCGUCCAUUAAAUGUCUUUCCGGAAAGGAAAAGAUCUAUGAAAAGUAUAAUGAUGUUUCAAUUGAUGUCAUUCAUGAAAUUUAA